ACUCCGUGCGCCUGGGCACGGCAACAGGAAGUUUAAGAAACCACAGCCUCUGCCCUGAGAAGCUUGUGGUCUAGAGAAGCCAGUUUACCUGCAGCAUAAUAAAACUGCUGGCUCCAGCCUGCUCCUGGGAAGAAGCACAUCAAGAGGGUCCAGCAAGCCAGGCUUUGAGGAACAGCCAUGCAAGAGAAGGAAGAUCUGAGUUUGGGCAGGAGUGUCUCUGUAGAGCUGGAACAGAGCUGCAGGUAACUCUGUGUAGUGGGAUGUGCGUGGCUAACAACCUGAGCACUGAGAGUCACUGGAACCGCACACUGCUUCCUCGACACGCCCGCUGGCAGGUAAGCAGGCAGGGCUCUCACAAAGGGCUUGACCUGCCCUGUGCCCUCAGCCACCUGCCUUCCCCACCUCCUAGCCCCGAGCAUCUUUCUGGGCUGUGUGCAGGGCGUCUGGCCCCAGGGAGAGGUGGGGUGAGCUGCAGUCCACACCUACGCAACUAUAAAGAGGGAGCCUCCAGCUGCUGCUGCCUCAGCCUCCCUGUCUCAGCCACUCACACACCUGGACCAUGGACCCUGGGGAAUGCACAUGUAUGUCUGGAGGGAUCUGCAUCUGCGGGGACAAUUGCAAAUGCACAACCUGCAAGUGUAAAACCUGCCACAAAAGCUGCUGUCCUUGCUGCCCUCCAGGCUGUGCCAAGUGUGCCCGGGGCUGUAUCUGCAAAGGGGGCUCAGACAAGUGCAGCUGCUGCCCCUGAAAUUCACCCACGGCGCUGGGAGAGAUCCUGGGAAGUGGCUGCACAGUGCCUGCGUCAAAGGAUUGAAUUUGUAUAAUAAGUUGUGCCUUUUAUAUAUGUGCCUAAGUGCGGUGCCAGUGACGUUCAUGUAAAGGUCUUGAAGCAAUAAAGUUUUCAUGGC
Molecule: messenger RNA, 908 nt
Organism: Myodes glareolus (Bank vole)
Lineage: Eukaryota; Metazoa; Chordata; Mammalia; Rodentia; Cricetidae
Gene: Mt4
Product: metallothionein 4
Biological process (GO): intracellular zinc ion homeostasis; cellular response to copper ion; cellular response to zinc ion
Cellular component (GO): nucleus; cytoplasm
Molecular function (GO): metal ion binding
Source: RefSeq, a predicted model, not a curated record